Molecule: messenger RNA, 900 nt
Organism: Rubroshorea leprosula
Lineage: Eukaryota; Viridiplantae; Streptophyta; Magnoliopsida; Malvales; Dipterocarpaceae
Source: the annotation of a GenBank genome assembly
CAGAAGUAGAGUGGUGCUCCUAGAGGUGAUUGGUGAGCAAUAGAUGGCAUUCUUGGAAGGAAGACAGCUAAUUGAAGGGGUGGUACUCGCUAAUGAGAUUAUGGAUGAAGCUAGGAAGAAAAGAAAGGACAGUUUCAUGUUGAAGGUUGAUUUCGAGAAAGCAUAUGAUAAGGUAUGUUGGGAGUUUCUAGACUACAUGCUGUGGAGAGUCGAUGUUGGAACCAAAUGGAGAGGCUGGAUCAAUGAAUGUCUACGAACAAGCUCACUAUCAGUUCUAGUUAACGGAAGUCUUUCUAGACAAUUCGAAGUGUCUAAAGGAUUGAAAGAGGGUGACCCUUUGUCUCCAUUCCUGUUCCUUAUUGUUGUUGAAGGUCUUAAUGGAAUAAUUAAGUCAACAGUUGAAAAAGGGCUAUUUAAAGGAAUUGAGGUUGGACAAAAUGGCGUGAGAUUCUCUUAUAUACAAUUAGCAGACGAUAUUAUCAUGUUUGGGAAAGCUACUGAAAAAAACGUAUGGGUUGCUAAAUGUAUUAUGAGAUUAUUUGAGCUUGUGUCAAGCCUCAAAAUUAAUUUUAUCAAAAGCCAGUUGAUUGGAAUGCAUGUUGAGGAGGAAUGGUUAAAAAAAAUGGCUUGCUUGAUGCACUACAAGAUAGGUGAACUUCCAUUCAAAUAUCUUGGGGUGAUGAUUGGGGGAAAUCAGAGGAAAUGGAAAAUGUGGCAACCAUUGACUGAGGCUUUUCGAAAGAAAUUGACGACUUGGAAAGAAAGAUAGCUGUCUUUUGGUAGAAAAAUCACGCUAUUGCAGUUUCUGCUCUCAUCGCUCCCAAUUUUCCUUAUGUCCAUCUAUCUCGUCCCAAAAGGUAUUUUAAAAAUUCUUGACAAAAUUAAAAGAGAUUUUCUUUG